CUCAAUUACACCCCGACGAUACCUUCUGCAACUGACUGAAUUCCACCCAAAAAGUUAUUACAUGAUGGUUAAUAUCACUUCUAUUCGGUCUGCCAAUGCAGAUUUUGCCAGCCUGCCGCUGGCAAAGGGGUUGGUUGCGGUGUUUGUUGGAGCUACAGCUGGCAUCGGUGAGAGUGCUCUGAGAACCUUCGUAUCGAAUACAGUGGAUCCGACCGUUUACUUUGUUGGCCGUUCCGAAUCCGCUGGCAGCAAGAUAACAGCAGACCUACAAGCCCUUAACCCAUCUUCCAAAAUCCAAUUCCUCCAGGCAGACACAACCCUCCUAUCCACAGUUGACAAGGUCACCAACCAAAUUGCCGCCUCGGAAAAGAAAUUGAACCUCCUCUUCAUGUCCCCGGGCUACAUGACGAUGCAAAGCCGCGAUGAAUCACCGGAAGGCAUCGACCGCAAAAUGGCCAUCUCCUACUACGCCCGCAUGCGCUUCGCCCUGAACCUCCUGCCCCUCCUGUCGACCUCUGAGCCGGCUCGGGUGAUCAGUGUGCUGGGUCCUGGCACUGAGGGCGCCCUCGACAUGAAAGACCUCGGCCUUGCGGCACCAGGGUCUUUCAGCUUAGCGGCUGUAGCGAGGCACACAGUAACAAUGACUUCACUGACGUUCGAGCACUUGUCCAGACAGUACCCUAACAUCGGUUGGAUUCAUGCAACGCCUGGAUUCGUUAUCACAGGACUAACUAGAGGGUUGCCUGCCCCGCUAAGAAUACUGUCGAAGAUCACGGAGCCGCUGCUGAAAUUCGCCAGUACACCUAUUGGCGACUCGGGGCAGGGAUUCUUCUACUUGAGUACGCAGGAGAAGUUUGCGAAGGGAUUGUGGUUGGUCGAUUGGAAGGGGGAGAGUGUCGACAGCCGGGUUGAAGAGGGGAAGAACCGGUGGGCUAAGAGUGGGGCUCAGUGGUGGGGGGAUAGCAAGGUGGAAGCGGUGUGGAGGCAUACCGAGGAGGUUAUGGCCAGUGUCAAGAAGUAGAUUCGGUUUUAAUGGCGUUGGUAUUGAUUUUGUUUACAGUCUAUGCUCAUAUUUGUUUUAGCAACCCGA
This is a messenger RNA of Tuber melanosporum (Perigord truffle), 1090 nucleotides long. RefSeq lists its product as uncharacterized. Gene Ontology annotation, biological process: secondary metabolic process. The record is from RefSeq and is a predicted model, not a curated record. Bases 65 to 1021 code for a protein of 318 amino acids. Lineage: Eukaryota; Fungi; Ascomycota; Pezizomycetes; Pezizales; Tuberaceae. The transcript has 3 exons.